Molecule: messenger RNA, 1143 nt
Organism: Didymosphaeria variabile
Lineage: Eukaryota; Fungi; Ascomycota; Dothideomycetes; Pleosporales; Didymosphaeriaceae
Exons: 2
Coding region: 1-1143 (380 amino acids)
Source: RefSeq, a predicted model, not a curated record
AUGUGCCACAAGCGUGUGAAGACUCCUCCGCCUCGUCCAUACGAUGCCUCGGCCUACUCGGGAGCUCUACCGCCGGCUCCUGUGCCCAUGGAUUCGCGACCCUUAAACCAGCAAUACCGGUCGCAUGCCGCUCCUACCUUCAAUCCAGCGCCAGCGCCUACUUUUAAUCCUGCACCUUCUGUAUCUUCGUACACUACCGCACCGAAGCCCGAAGCCCCUCAAUUUGCAAGAUUCGAUGCACAUGCGCCACCAGCAAACGAAGAUGCUCUACCCGCGAUGCCGAGCUGGAGAGACGCGAAGACGACGCAUGUCGAGGAAGAUGUCAUUCCUGAGAAGCGGGAUGACGUGGAAAUGGAUAGACUUGACCAUGAUGGAACUAUGGCCGGGACGUCAAUGGCAGCGGUAGCAGCUGAUGGGGCGGCGCGGAGGGCGCCAGGUGGUGCAAAGUCUCCAGUCCAACGCAUUCAGACGGAAGAAGGAUACGGGUAUCCUCCCUAUGCAAACAAUGCGCCGCGCCGCAGCCCCUCAAAUGCCCCUAGCGGUUACAGCAGUGCCUAUAGCCAAAACCAGGACGGUCACCGUGGUGCGUCGCCUGUGAACGCGUCGCUGUCUCCUGCUCCUCUAUACGGGGCGGGGGCAGGUUACGCGCAGAACCAACAAUAUGAUCGGCGAUCACCAGGGCCAGGAGGAUACAAUGCAUCACCUCGGCGCUCACCAGGCCCAGGCUACGAUCAAUAUGGGCAAUAUGACCAACAGCAACAGUAUGGCCAGCAAAACCCGUCACGCACCCCACCACCGCUGAACACCAACAACUAUGGAUACCACAACAACCAGUACAGUCCGAGGGAGGUGUCGCCAGUGUCGCCCCACGCCAAUGGCAUGUACAAUACCGGACCCCCUGCUGCUCUUGUACCUGGGAGAGAUCCAUCUCCAGUGUAUGCGCCGUCCGGCUCCACGAGAUUCGAGCCUCCUGCACCAUCUGCAUCUCCUGCACCUGCUUACCCUGGACAACAAACAUAUGGGUCUACAGAGGCCUCGCCACCUGCACAACAUCCAUACCGAGCUUAUACCCCUGCUCAGACCCAGGAUCAAGGAUAUGGCGUCCCUAGGAAAGCAGUAGAUGGGUCUUGGAAGGAGGUGUAG